AUGGCUUCUACUUCAUUCUCGCGCGCUCUUCCCCUGGCUGGUCCAGGCGGGAUCUCACAUUCGUUUUCUACCACCAAACCCAGCCCUUUCUCGUCCACCCAGGCCGCAUCCGCUCCUGCGUCACCUUAUCGCCCGAACAAGGCCGAGCUCGAAGCCAAGCUCGCGCACGCCCAAGUCAGGGCGCAGGCACGCAGGACGAUUGCAUAUCAGGGUAUUGGGCUAGGUCUGCCGGCAGACCUCUUCCGACCGCAGUCUCGCAUCGUCUGUGCGGGAAAUGACGUACCAGCAAGUGAGUGGGUGUGCAACGACACAGUUCCAACCCACAUCACCAAGUUGCCAAUGGCGCACUCGAGUGUGUCACCAUCUUUGCCAUCAUCGCCUGCGCUCCCAUUUUCCCCGGAGCUCGCACGGGCAGGCGUCGGUUCUGCGCAAUUUGGGCGCAUAACCACAAGUACGCCGCCAUCGCCCACUUUGGGCACGCAACCACCACCACAGUCGUUGUACACGGUGACGCCGCAUACCUCUCCGCCGCAGCGUACAACCGAUGCACCCGGCGCAUCCUCGUUCCAGCAGUCCGGGCAGGCAACCGGAGUUGACUUUGAACUCGUGUUCAGUCCGGUCACACAAAGUGCUUUCCCGGGCCCUCGCAUGGGGCCUCGUCGACCGGCAUCCAUCAGCCUCCAUGCGCCGGGCGCGCCGUCGCCUGACCCGAUCGUGAGCCCGACGGAGCUGAAGAUGAGGAAUUUUCCACUUACACCCGGAGCACCUUUGUACCGUCCAUCCAAAGAGAGCCAUUGUCUUCGGACACUUGGGGUAACGCUCACUGAGAGAACCCCAGCAGACGGUGGAGCAGAGUGUUUCCAUCCAGCUACGACAGUGACUACGUCAGUUGGGUUGGGAAUAGAUAUGGGUGCCGAACCAGCGGAGGGAGAUGGUCUCAAUACUCAUUACGAGUAA
This is a messenger RNA of Fibroporia radiculosa, 957 nucleotides long. RefSeq lists its product as uncharacterized. The transcript has a single exon. The coding region runs from base 1 to 957 and encodes 318 amino acids. The record is from RefSeq and is a predicted model, not a curated record. NCBI's taxonomy places the organism in Eukaryota, Fungi, Basidiomycota, Agaricomycetes, Polyporales, Fibroporiaceae.